CGACAGCUGUCAGUGGUUUUUGUGUACAGUGUGUAUUUAGCGGGAGUUGAUGAGUCCAGAAUAGAAAUAAUACAAAAAAUUCCCAAAGUAAAAUGAACGAGACGUUAAAGGGUGCUUGUUUCGAUGAAAUUACCCAUUUGAUUUGUGAUGCCGAUAAAAAGGUUAACAUCUCCGAUGUAUCCAACAACUGGAACAUAUCGCACAGAGACAGUGAGACCGUUUUACUGGAAUGGAUCGAAAAGAAUCGAAAUCAAACGUUGAACAAAGAGUUUUUGAUUCGUGGUGUGGACAAUAGCGGAAACUGUGUCAUUACGGUUUUACCCGAAGAUAAAUUGGAUUUCGUCCAAAAAAAGUUUGAGAAAUCCUGCUAUUCCCUGUACAGCAUCGAAUUGGCUAGCAAAUCGAAUGUGAAACGUCUGAAUGUCGCCAAGCCGAAUGAAUGCAAAUGGAUUAAUCUGCCAGCUAAACAUGUUGAACGUGAUAUUGUUGAUAAGUCACCACCUCCCAUUCAAUCCGUAAAAGAUGAUGAACAACCAGCCACUUCAAAGAAGGGCAUUAAAUCAAUGUUCUCGGCCAGUGAAACAGUUAAGAAAGUGGAAGUGAAACCAGAACCUCAAAAUGUUGAUAUUAAAACGGAAAAGGAAACACCGAAAAAACAGUCACCCAAAAAGAAAGAGCCCAUCAAAACUCCGAAAAUGGCAUCUGGCAAGUCAUCGAUUUCCUCAUUUUUCUCAAAGUCUUCAUCUGCUGGUGCACAGCCUAAGAAGGAAGCAUUGCCUAAGCCGGUGAAAAAGGAAGAAUCGUCCAACAUGUUCGAUGAUCACUCUUCGAUGGAGGUUGACGAAGUUCCUACGGUCGAGAAAGUGGAAAAAGAAGAGAAAAAACCAGUCAGUGCAAAGACUAACAAGAAGCGAUCGAUCGUUGAUGUGGAUGAUGGCGAUAGUGACGAGAUACCGGGAACUCCACAGGACACGAAGAAACUCAAAAAAAUCACAAAGAAAAUUUCGGAAAAGUCUAAGCUCAGCCGCAUCGUUAAAAUGGAAGAUUCUAGCGAUGACGAUGAUAAUCAGGAAGAGCAAAGGAAACUGCUGGCUUCUCCGGUCAAAGAAAAGGAAAACAAAACUCCACCCAAAAACGAAAAAGCUGCAGUAGAGAAAGGGAAACGACGAAAAGCCAAAAAAACCGUUUCGCGUACAUUCAAAGAUGAAGAAGGAUAUUUAGUGACAAAAAAUGAAAUCGUAGAGUAUUCCUGUUCCGAAGACGAAACUGAAGUGGUUGCUGCCGAGCCAGUCCAAGCAGCCAAAGAAGUUCAACCAGCUGAAGUAUCUGAAAAGACUACAAAGAAGAAGAAAACUUCCCCGCCGAAUGCCAAUUCCAAGCAAGGUUCUAUUUUAAGUUUUUUCAGCAAAAAAUAAAUAUUUAAAAAUGGUAAGAAUAGCCUGAAUACACAUCCGAUGUUGUUAUAUUAUAAAUAAAAAUCAGUUAAUACGUUGAAUGAA
Molecule: messenger RNA, 1499 nt
Organism: Bradysia coprophila
Lineage: Eukaryota; Metazoa; Arthropoda; Insecta; Diptera; Sciaridae
Biological process (GO): DNA strand elongation involved in DNA replication; DNA replication; DNA synthesis involved in UV-damage excision repair
Cellular component (GO): delta DNA polymerase complex; nucleus
Molecular function (GO): DNA-directed DNA polymerase activity
Source: RefSeq, a predicted model, not a curated record